AUGUUCCAGCCCGCGGCGGCGGCGGCCAAGCGCUGCUUCACCAUCGAGUCCCUUGUGGGCAAGGACAAUAGCCACCCGCUGGCAGAGGAUUCUCUCCGUCCCGCCGCCGCCGCCGCCGCUGCCGCCGCCGCCCUCGGAUACCCGGCCAGCGCCGCCGUCGAGGCCUUCGCCCACGGCUUCCAGGGCUCGGCUGCCGCCGGGCGUUCGCUCUACGGCGGCCCGGAGCUGCUCUUCCCGGAGGCCGUGAGCCACCCACCUGCCCUGGCCGUCCACCCGCCGCAGCUGGCCUCUUCGCACCUGCCCCCCUCGCCGCACCCCUUCUUCGGCCCGCAGUCGCGCGAUCCGCUCAACUUCUACCCCUGGGUGCUGCGGAACCGUUUCUUCGGGCACCGCUUCCAAGGCGGCGAAGUGUCCCAGGAGAACCUGCUCUUGCACGGGCCCUUCGCCCGGAAGCCGAAGCGCAUCCGCACCGCCUUCUCGCCCUCGCAGCUGCUGCGGCUGGAGCGCGCCUUCGAGAAGAACCACUACGUGGUGGGCGCCGAGCGCAAGCAGCUGGCCGGCAGCCUCAGCCUCUCCGAGACCCAGGUGAAGGUCUGGUUUCAAAACAGAAGGACCAAAUACAAAAGGCAGAAACUGGAAGAAGAAGGUCCCGAAUCCGAUCAAAAGAAAAAGGGAUCCCACCACAUCAACCGAUGGCGGAUCGCCACCAAGCAGUCCAACACGGAGGACAUUGAUGUCACGUCCAACGACUAG
Notechis scutatus (mainland tiger snake) is the source of this 753-nucleotide messenger RNA. The record is from RefSeq and is a predicted model, not a curated record. Lineage: Eukaryota; Metazoa; Chordata; Lepidosauria; Squamata; Elapidae.